Messenger RNA from Octodon degus (degu), 642 nucleotides. RefSeq names its product centrin 1 (gene Cetn1). The transcript has a single exon. The record is from RefSeq and is a predicted model, not a curated record. Gene Ontology annotation, biological process: nucleotide-excision repair; mitotic cell cycle; centriole replication. The coding region runs from base 26 to 544 and encodes 172 amino acids. Gene Ontology annotation, cellular component: centriole; centrosome. Gene Ontology annotation, molecular function: calcium ion binding. Lineage: Eukaryota; Metazoa; Chordata; Mammalia; Rodentia; Octodontidae.
CACUACCGCCCUAACCGCUACGAGGAUGGCUUCCAGCUUCAAGAAGCCAAAUGUGGCCUCAGUCAGCCAGAAGAAGAAAGUGGGCCCUAAGCCAGAACUCACUGAAGAGCAAAAGCAAGAAGUGCGGGAAGCUUUUGACCUCUUCGACGCGGACGGCAGUGGGACCAUCGACGUGAAGGAGCUGAAAGUGGCCAUGCGGGCGCUGGGCUUCGAGCCCAGGAAGGAGGAGAUGAAGCGAAUGAUCGCCGAGGUGGACAAGGAGGGCACGGGCAAGAUCAGCUUCAACGACUUCCUGGCUGUGAUGACCCAGAAGAUGGCCGAGAAGGACACCAAAGAAGAAAUCCUUAAGGCCUUCCGACUCUUUGAUGAUGACGAGACCGGGAAGAUCUCCUUCAAAAACCUCAAGCGCGUGGCCAACGAGCUGGGGGAGAGCCUGACUGACGAGGAGCUGCAGGAGAUGAUCGACGAGGCGGACCGCGACGGCGACGGCGAGGUGAGCGAGGAGGAGUUCCUGCGCGUCAUGAAGAAGACCAGCCUCUACUGACCGCGGCCGCCGCCCGGCCGGGCACUCCUGCCAUCGACCCCCUCCUGCCCCUCUGAUUUAUCUCGAUUGAUUUCCAGACCUCUAGAUCAAUUAUAGAG